Molecule: messenger RNA, 381 nt
Organism: Nezara viridula (southern green stink bug)
Lineage: Eukaryota; Metazoa; Arthropoda; Insecta; Hemiptera; Pentatomidae
Source: the annotation of a GenBank genome assembly
AUGUGUCGGAUCCAAGUUGUCGGCAGGUCCUGGAAUGAGGCGAUGAAGAGUCAGGCCAAAGCGGGCAAACAACGGGUCUCCAAUUGGCAACCGGUAGUCGUAGAUAUGGAGGAAGAUAGCGAACAUCUUCCUCCAUAUCUACGACUACCGGUUGCCAAUUGGAGACCCGUUGUUUGCCCGCUUUGGCCUGACUCUUCAUCGCCUCAUUCCAGGACCUGCCGACAACUUGGAUCCGACACAUCGUUACCCAAUGAACGAAUGACGAAGAAGGUCACAAGAGAAUCCCUCCUAGGAAAAAAGAAGAGUGGACGCCUAAGUAAAAAGAGACAAAUGGUCCUGGAGAAGGAUCUCUGGGAAAUUGAAGUAACUGACUGGAGAUGA